Cajanus cajan (pigeon pea) is the source of this 566-nucleotide messenger RNA. Lineage: Eukaryota; Viridiplantae; Streptophyta; Magnoliopsida; Fabales; Fabaceae. The record is from RefSeq and is a predicted model, not a curated record.
AACAAACAUGUUACAAGUGCAAUGGUAUAUUAUGAAAUCUAUAUAUGCUUAGUCAAAGGUUUAGAUGUUUAUAUACCUUAUUUAUGGCACUUUGAAACUGCUUAUUAAUGGCACUUUGAAACUGAACGCAAUUGUUGUGAUGGAGUAUUGGUGCAGUCAUUGUUGCAGGCUUUGCCCUACCAGAUUCGAAACCAUCUAUGAUGACAUUUCCGUCGAUUCUUGCUGCGUUUGUACUUUAUGUGGAAAGGUUCUAUUAGACUUGAAUGAGUCGCUCCAAGUAGUUUUUCCAAAUAAGAAAAUAAAUAAAAGUUCUGGAAGAAAGAUGGGGAGAAAUAUGAAGAAAGGUGUACAAGCUCAGAAAAAAGAAUGCGAUACGAGUCAGACUUCUGAAAAUUUUGAAGAGGCAUAGUUCUGUGUCUUAAGAUUUACUAUCUUGAUUUUUUUGAGAUGACUCUUCCUAAUAAAGCUACAAACUCUGCCAUUCAUUUUUAUCUACAAUAAUUACUAUUUUACUCCCAUGUUAUCUAGGAUUGUGGAUAAAGAAUGUUUUGUGAUUUAUUUCUUCA